Drosophila simulans is the source of this 1605-nucleotide messenger RNA. It is a transcript of the gene gammaSnap1, whose product is annotated as gamma-soluble NSF attachment protein. The record is from RefSeq and is a predicted model, not a curated record. The transcript has 7 exons. Gene Ontology annotation, biological process: intracellular protein transport. Gene Ontology annotation, cellular component: vacuolar membrane; SNARE complex. Gene Ontology annotation, molecular function: soluble NSF attachment protein activity; syntaxin binding. Bases 94 to 1002 code for a protein of 302 amino acids. NCBI's taxonomy places the organism in Eukaryota, Metazoa, Arthropoda, Insecta, Diptera, Drosophilidae.
UUUCGAACCAUUGUUAUUUUCCUUCUCGCAUUCGGUCACACUAUUAUCAAACGUAAACAAUUGAUUUUUCCUGCAAAACAAAAGUUGUUGAAAAUGUCGGGAAUCGCUGCUAAAAAGAUUGCCGAAGCGGAGGACCUGGUGAAACAGGCCGAGAAGAGCUUGAAAUUGUCCAUGCUGAAAUGGGUUCCUGAUUACGAUAGUGCUGCGGAUGAGUAUUCCAAAGCUGCCACUGCAUAUCGAAUAGCUAAAAGUUAUGAUAAGAGCAAGGAGUGUUUUCUGAAGGCCAUCGACGCCUACAAAAACAACAAGUCCUGGUUCCAUGCUGCAAAGGCAUACGAGCAGAUCAUUUUGCUGUCUAAGGAUGCCGAUAAGCUACACGAAGUUGAGGAAUACGCCAACAAAUCUGCGAGUUUGUAUCAACAGCACGGUUCCCCAGAGGCAGCAGCAUCCGCCUUGGAUAAAGCCGCCAAGUUAACUGAAUCCAAGCAUCCUGACAUGGCUUUGCGCUUCUAUCAGCAUGCUCUAGAAGUCAUAAUGAUCGAGGAUUCCGUCCGUCAAGCAGCCGAGUAUGCAUCAAAAGUUUCCAGGAUACUGGUCAAACUAAGGAGGUACGACGAAGCCACGAAUGCGCUCAAAAAGGAGAUCAGUUUGAAUCAGCAAACGGAAUCCUACGGACAAAUUGGACGUCUAGUUGUGGCCUUGGUGAUGGUCCAACUGGCUCGCGGGGAUUCCGUGGAAGCCGAAAAGACCUUCAGGGAGUGGGGAAACUGCUGCGAGCCGGAGGAAGUGUCCACACUGCAGACCCUUCUGCAAGCCUUCGAUGACGAGGAUCCAGAGUUAGCUGCUAGGAUGCUGGCAUCUCCAUUCAUACGACAUAUGGAUGUUGAGUACGCUAUUCUAUCUAAAAACAUUCCACUACCUCAGGGUAUACAGAUGGAGAAGAAGGCUGGCGACACUGCUGUUGAAACCAACGACGCCGAGGACGAAGGUGGCUUGUGCUAAAUUUCUUAAUGUUCGGUCUGCUUGUUAGUCAAAAUAUAUUUAUCGUUAAUAAUAUCGCUUUUAACAUAUUAUAUUAACUGUUAAAUACAAAUUUCAUCGCAAUCGUUGUACUAAUUAAUAAAUACUAAGAUCAAUAUAAUACAACAAACAAUUGCUUUGGCCUUGGGAUGAAUUGAAAUUGCAGUAAUAAAUUGUUGCUAUAAUAAGUGUAAGUUAUGUAUAUUAUUCUAUGUUCCAAACAGCGAAUGGCUUUUCAAAUUUGUAAUUCUUCAGUUUUAUUACACGAAAGUAUAGCCCAAUUUGUUAAUAUAAAUAAAUAAAUUAACGCAAACUAUACUUAGUAUUUUUUAGCACCCUAAAAAAAUUAAUAAUAUUUUGAAAGAUCGAAAGUGUGCCAUUUCACCGUUCCAAACGCUACGCAAACGACGCGACGCGUCACGACGCAUGUUGACACUUUGCGGGCGCCUGACAACCCUAACCUGUGCGAAAUAACCGACCAAAUUGAUUCGUCCGGUUGUUCGUGAAAGAAGGCGGAAGGUUAAACAGUAUUUGUAAAAUAUAUACUCGGCGAAGCAGCAAUUUGAGAAUUGUGAAAGCGAAAAA